Messenger RNA from Cooperia oncophora, 228 nucleotides. The record is from the annotation of a GenBank genome assembly. Lineage: Eukaryota; Metazoa; Nematoda; Chromadorea; Rhabditida; Trichostrongylidae.
AUGUUCAUGAGGGAACAUGCCGUCAAAGAAGGUAUCAAAGGAAAUCCGCUUCCACCGCAGUUUUUCUACAACGAGGAAUAUUUAGGUAAUUUUGUCGAUUUUGAAGAGGCCGUUGAGGAUGACCGUAUCCACGAAUUCCUUCGGCUGACGCCGCCUAAGUGCAAAGAAAACGCUGAAGACAAGGAGAAUCACGUCGACAAGGGCAUCAGAGCCGGAGGAGAGCAAUGA